AUGCCGACAACCUCAAACAACGCGUCUCCCGUUAAGCGCCCGGGCCUGGGCCGCCGUGCUGUCUCCUCCCACGCCGUCGUCACGCGCUCCUCAUCCUCCUCAACGCAGGGCGAGCUUUCUCACUCGCACACUUCCCACACUUCUCAGCCUCAACAGAGACCUUCGGGGCAUCGAGCUCAUCGAGCACAUCUUGUCGGAGGCGGUCAUCGCAGUCACGGUCGGAAUCCAUCGUUUGGAAAGAACUUGGGUAAACUACAAAGGCAUCUUUCAUCAGGGCACGUCGGUCCCGAAUACCGGUUGCAUCAGCAUCAACGCAAGAAGUCCGCUCCGGUGACACCCGUUGCAAGCCCACCGCGUCAACACGUUCACUGGGAUGGAAUAGAUGAUGCCUCUCCUCGUACUACUGGCUCUAUAAAGAAGAACUAUUCAAGCCCUGCUUUGCGACGGAGUAACUCGAGCGUCCUACCGAAGAAGGCCUUGGUGACUGAUCGCCCACAUACCAGCUCUGGAAAGAAGAAGACGGUCGGCUUUGAACUGGCAGAUUCAACAGACGAAGGCGAGUGGGAGGAUACAACUCAGUCGCCUGAGAGCACCAGGCGCAGUUCUGUGGCGCAAUCCAGAGACGGCGACGAGAAUCCAGUGGUCCUGGUAGAUCCCUUGACGUUUGUGAAACGGUCAUAUCCUCAGUUUCCUCGAGCGACCAGUCUUCCAGAGCCUGCAAGUAGGAGCUUUCACGACGACCAGUCAUCAGGUGAGGACGACGAGCACAUUGAGCGCCCAAAAGAACAGUCUUCGGACACGGAGGAGGCUCCAGAGGAAUCUGGCCGGGCACCCGAACAGGGCGAUAUCGCAUCGCGUCUUCUCAGCCCGUCACAUUCGGCAAAAGCACCUCCCGCCAUGUCUUCAAUAUCUGCCACCGCAACUCCGGCGCCGGUGGAUACAUUAUCAAGAAACGCAUCUCUGACGAACUUGGCGUCCGGCCAGGAUGGCUUGCGAAGACCGAUGUCUACGGCCAAUAUAGUACAAGCCAGUACGCCCUCACAGGCGCCUGGAUCAUCUUCUAUAGAGGGCGGCGUAUCGAGAUUCAUCAACAACAGGAUCGCAACAUCCCGCACCGACUCAGAUCCCAACACUCCAUCUUCGUUUCUUCCCCAUUACCAUCCGCAAACGCCGCCGUCUCCCAAAGGCACGAAAAAGACGCGAAGCUCACCUUCUUCCCGACAACCUGGAACAGAGCCUCCAUCCCGUACUCAGCAAAAACUUUGGCUACAGCGUACGGCAGCACUGAACAACUCACCUCCUGAUUCCCAUGGCGCAUCCGCCAGCGUGUCCCCGUCCGUUACGGACCCGGCGUACAUGAGCGGGAAUGCCCGGGUAGGGCCGGGGCCAUAUGAUACGGCACGGGCACUUGUCAAUGGGGCGUCCAGAAACGGAGGAGCCUUGCAUCAGAGCGAAGCCAAGCAUAUCCGCAAAGCAUACGAGAAGGCCGCCAUGGAACUUACGGUUGUUCGAAGAUUCCAGUCACCCACCGGCGCCAGCUUCACCCGUCUUAACGCGAUUAUCAAGGACUCACGGGGCGGUCUCGGUCAGCCUGUCAAGUCAGCGCCCGCUCUUGUCCUACUACAGCGGGGCGCCAAACAGCAAGAUGGCACCAGCGCAGGAAGCGCCGAAUCAAAACAGCUAGUGGGAAGGAAGCAAGCGGAUCCGGUAUCUCAAGCGUACGUCCAAGACCCAGAGGAUCCGCCGCACCCAUCACACAGACUGUUGUCUACGUCCGAUGAUGCAGCUCAUGGCAGCGGUACGCAUGGGACUGACGAUGACCAUGAGGGAGAUCGAGAUCCAUUCCUUCCAAGUGAAGCUGACAUGAUGAUCCGUCGCAUGUGGGAGAGCCGGGAGGUUGCAACCUCCGGCUAA
This is a messenger RNA of Aspergillus mulundensis, 1914 nucleotides long. RefSeq lists its product as uncharacterized. NCBI's taxonomy places the organism in Eukaryota, Fungi, Ascomycota, Eurotiomycetes, Eurotiales, Aspergillaceae. Gene Ontology annotation, cellular component: fungal-type vacuole membrane; TORC1 complex. The record is from RefSeq and is a predicted model, not a curated record. The coding region runs from base 1 to 1914 and encodes 637 amino acids. The transcript has a single exon.